Molecule: messenger RNA, 1227 nt
Organism: Arthroderma uncinatum
Lineage: Eukaryota; Fungi; Ascomycota; Eurotiomycetes; Onygenales; Arthrodermataceae
Exons: 1
Coding region: 1-1227 (408 amino acids)
Biological process (GO): oligosaccharide catabolic process; ganglioside catabolic process
Cellular component (GO): intracellular membrane-bounded organelle; membrane; cytoplasm
Molecular function (GO): exo-alpha-sialidase activity
Source: RefSeq, a predicted model, not a curated record
AUGGGAGUCAAGCAAUGGCUAGCUUCCCUGGCGGUAGUCGCCCUUUCAGCUACCAUUACUCAGGCGAAAGUUGAUGACCCAGCAGGGAAAGCAGCCCAGUACCACAAGGAAUACGCCUUAUUCAAAAGCGAAAACAUGCUCUCUCCAGACAAACUGUCUAACGGGGUUGGCUUCCACUCAUUCCGAAUUCCUGCUGUCGUCCGUACCAACUCCGGACGUAUCCUUGCCUUUGCGGAAGGCCGCCGCCAUAACAACCGAGAUUACGGCGAUAUAAACUUGGUCUACAAGCGCACUAAGACUCCAACCAAUAAUGGUGAAAACCCAAGCGACUGGGAAUCAUUGCGUGAAGUUGUCGGCACCGGCCCUCACACUUGGGGUAACCCUACUCCUGUUGUCGAUGGCAACACCAUCUAUCUUUUCCUCUCCAUGAACGACGGUGCUUAUAGUCAGGGCGGAAACAACAAGCUUCCAAAUGGGCAGAUAACGAAAAAGAUCGAUUCUACUUGGACAGGACGUCGCCAUCUCUACCUGACCAAAAGCACCGAUGACGGUGACACAUGGUCUACUCCUGUGGAUAUGACCAAAACUUUGACUCCAGAGGGACAGGCAUGGGAUGCUGUGGGUCCAGGCAAUGGUAUCAAAUUGACAUCAGGAGAACUAGUCAUCCCAGCACAAGGCCGCAACAUCAUCGGCCGUGGGCCAUCAGGGAACCGCGCCUGGUCGAUGCAAAUUCUGAAAGGCGCUGGCUCAGAGGGCACCAUCUGCCAAACGCCUGACGGCAACCUCGUCCGAAACGAUCGUCCACGGGACAAGGGCCAUCGCUCAGUAGCUCGCGGCACUCUCUCUGGCUUUGGUUCCUUCGCAACCGAUAACGGCCUCCCCGACCCUGCCUGUCAGGGCUCAAUAUUGAGCUACAACAGUGACUCACCAGCCAGGACUAUCUUCAUGAACUCCGCAUCUCUGGAUCGUCGCACCGCUAUGCGUGUACGCAUUAGCUACGACAAGGACGCUGCUAAGUUUGAUUUUGGUCGCGAACUGAGUGACGCUGCUCUUAAAAACGUUGGAAACGAAGGCGGUUACUCAAGCAUGACGAAGACGAGCGAUUACAAAAUCGGUGCACUAGUCGAGAGUGACUGGUAUGAGGAUAAGGGCGGAGAAAAGUCGCAUCGUGCCAUCAUCUGGCGCCGCUUCAACCUGUCCUGGAUCAUUAAUGGCCCUCAUAACUAG